GAAAAGGCAAAGCAAAUAUGAUAACGGGGAACGAGUUCUACAAGGUGAUGUGUGCCAUGACACCGCUCUACUUCGCCAUGUUCGUGGCAUAUGGAUCGGUGAAGUGGUGGAAGAUCUUCACGGCGACGCAAUGUUCCGGAAUCAACCGUUUUGUCUCGGUUUUCGCCGUACCGAUCCUCUCUUUCCACUUCAUCUCACAAAACAACCCUUACAAAAUGGACACCAUGUUCAUCCUCGCUGACACUUUGUCCAAAAUCUUCGUCUUCGUUUUGCUCUCUCUAUGGGCCUUUUUCUUCAAAUCCGGUGGUCUCGAUUGGCUCAUCACCCUCUUCUCAAUAGCUACUCUCCCUAACACUCUCGUCAUGGGCAUCCCUUUGCUUCAAGCCAUGUACGGAGAUUACACUCAAAACCUCAUGGUCCAGCUCGUUGUUCUUCAAUGCAUCAUUUGGUAUACUCUAUUACUCUUCCUCUUCGAACUCCGAGCGGCGAGGUUGCUCAUCCGAGCCGAGUUUCCGGGUCAAGCAGCCGGGUCAAUCGCCAAGAUCCAAGUCGACGAUGACGUCAUCUCCCUAGACGGCAUGGACCCGCUCCGUACAGAAACAGAAACCGAUGUCAACGGUCGGAUCAGACUCAGGAUCCGACGGUCCGUAUCAUCCGUACCGGAUUCUGUUAUGUCCUCGUCCUUAUGCUUAACCCCUAGAGCCUCUAAUCUUUCUAACGCCGAGAUUUUCUCCGUCAACACUCCUAACAACCGUUUCUUUAACGGCGGAGGAGGAAGCGGCACGCUUCAGUUUUAUAACGGUAGUAACGAGAUCAUGUUUUGUAACGGAGACUUAGGUGGGUUCGGGUUUACUCGACCCGGAUACGGUGCAAGUCCUAGGAGGCUCUCUGGCUACGCUUCCUCCGAUGCUUACUCGUUGCAGCCAACGCCACGUGCCUCCAACUUUAACGAGCUCGACCUUAACGGGAACAGUACGCCGGUUUGGAUGAAAUCUCCUGUCGCCGGGAGGAUAUACCGGCAAUCUUCGCCGAAGAUGAUCUGGGAGUCUGGUCAGAGACACGUAGCUAAAGAUCAUAUCAAUGUGCCAGAGAAGGAGAUCAGUUUCAGAGACGCACUCAAGGCUGCACCACAGAUUACGGCAGCCGGCGGUGGUGGUGCUUCCAUGGAGGAAGGCGCCGCUGGGAAAGAUACAACUCCGAUGGCUGUUAUUGGCAAGCAAGAGAUGCCAAGUGCCGCUGUGAUGGUGCGACUCAUAUUAACAGUCGUGGGACGCAAGCUUUCACGAAACCCUAACACCUAUUCCAGCCUCUUAGGACUUAUCUGGUCACUUAUUUCCUUCAAAUGGAAUAUAGCGAUGCCAAAUAUAGUGGCAUUCUCAAUAAAGAUCAUUUCAGAUGCAGGUCUUGGGAUGGCUAUGUUUAGUUUAGGUCUGUUCAUGGCGCUGCAGCCAAAGAUGAUCCCUUGUGGGACGAAGAAAGCGACAAUAGGGAUGUUGAUAAGGUUCAUCUCAGGGCCUCUUUUCAUGGCUGCUGCUUCUCUUCUUGUCGGAUUGAGAGGUUCUAGGUUACACGCUGCCAUCGUACAGGCAGCUCUACCGCAAGGAAUAGUACCGUUUGUAUUUGCGAGGGAGUAUGGUUUACAUCCAGACUUACUCAGUACAUUGGUUAUCUUUGGUAUGAUAGUAUCUUUACCAGUAACAAUUCUCUACUACGUGCUCUUGGGACUAUGAUUUAUUCACACAACACAAUGACCCCGAAGAUAUGAUCCAUGAAUAAAAAACGAGGAGCGGGAAUAGCUAGAGAGCGAGAGACUCGAUCAUGAGCUCUUAAGAAUUGUUAUUUUUGAUCAAGGGCUUGUGAGAAGUUAAGAUUAA
Molecule: messenger RNA, 1874 nt
Organism: Capsella rubella
Lineage: Eukaryota; Viridiplantae; Streptophyta; Magnoliopsida; Brassicales; Brassicaceae
Product: auxin efflux carrier component 6
Exons: 7
Coding region: 18-1730 (570 amino acids)
Biological process (GO): auxin export across the plasma membrane; auxin polar transport
Cellular component (GO): plasma membrane; endoplasmic reticulum
Molecular function (GO): auxin efflux transmembrane transporter activity
Source: RefSeq, a predicted model, not a curated record